GUCCGACGUGGCUGCGCAGGCGGCGAGGGGUGAGGGGUGAGCGGGCAGCGGCCGCGCCGACGGCCUGUCUGUCUGUGACUGCCCGCCUGUGUGUUGCAGGCGCCGGUUCCCUGGACUGGACGGGUCGGGCCGCCAUGCUGCCGAGCGCAGGCUCCUCCCGUGCCGCUGGCGCCGCUCUGAGGCCGCGCCUCCGGCUGCAGGCCGGGCUCGCCGACUGCGUGUGACGCGGCGCCGCCGCGCCGUGUGAAGAUGGAAGGAAUACUUUACAAGUGGACCAACUACCUGACGGGUUGGCAGCCUCGUUGGUUCGUACUGGACAAUGGAAUACUUUCUUAUUAUGAUUCUCAGGAUGAUGUUAACAAAGGCAGCAAAGGGAGUAUCAAAAUGGCUGUUUGCGAAAUUAAAGUACAUUCAACAGAUAACACACGAAUGGAGCUGAUUAUUCCUGGAGAACAACAUUUCUAUGUCAAAUCAGUCAAUGCUGCUGAGAGGCAGAGAUGGUUGGUGGCACUAGGCAGUUCGAAAGCAUGUCUUGCAGAUACAAGGACUAAAAAAGAAAAAGAAAUCAAUGAGACCAUUGAAUCUCUCAGAACUAAGAUGUCCGAACUUCGGUUGUAUUGUGACUUGCUAAUGCAGCAAGUUCAUACAAUACAAGAGUCUGUUAAACAGGAUCAGCCAGGUUUGACGCCACCUGCUGAGAAUAUGAAUGAAGCCUCUUCUUUGCUCAGUGCCACGUGUAAUACCUUCAUUACAACUCUUGAAGAGUGUAUGAAAAUAGCCAAUGCCAAGUUUAAGCCAGAAAUGUUCCAGUUUACUCACUCCGAUCCACUUGUCUCUCCUGUUUCACCAUCACCAGUUCAGAUGGUUCGGAUGAAACGAUCAAUUAGUCAUCCUGGUACCAUUCUUUAUGAUGGCAGGAAACUGGACGCUCCUCACCAAAAGGAAAUGCUUAUUGCAACGUUACGGCCUGAAGUGCACAGGAGAAUACGGACGUAUUCAGAUACUGAAUCAUACAACGAUGGUGCUCUGGAUGAUCCAGAAAAACUUUGCCAUACAGAGCAAUGGUACCAUUGAAUUAAUAACAACUGUGAAGCUUCAGUGGUGAAAUAAGGACGCAACACAUGACUAAAGACAGCAUUGCCGGAGGUGUGCACUUUGGGGAUUGUUGGCCAGGAUUUGAGAGAAGGAAUUAAAUCCUUGGGGCUGCACAAAUUCACUGUAUGCACCCGUGUAUCCUUGGACAAUGAGCAUUCUGGAGGAAUUGCAGUUGGAUGUUGUUUCUAUUUACACCUUUUAUUUGACUUUGUAGUUAGUACAUGUUGAAUGAAACCUGUUAUGUAUAUGAACAUUGAGUACUGUUGUAGGAUGAGGUUUGGAUUGUGCUUCAUUUUUUUAGUAGCAGACAAUUAGUACUGGUUAUACCAGAACUCAUAGGUAUAGAAGCAGUUUCUGAAACAAAGUUAAAACUAUUGUGCUCUGCAUUACCUUUUUGAAAGAGAAAUUAGUAGAUUCUAUCCACUUAAAUAUUAAAGGAAUGAAAAGGUGUAUUUUCUAUUCAAUAAAAAUACAUUAAUAAAAUACAAUAGUGACCCAGGUACAAUUGUAACUGGCAACUAUAGAAAAUAAAUUACUUUUUUAUAUGACCAUCUUCAUUUGAGGUAAAGGGAAAAGUUUUUCAUUUGAGUUGAAACCUUCAAUGGCUAA
Messenger RNA from Leucoraja erinaceus (little skate), 1704 nucleotides. It is a transcript of the gene plekha3, whose product is annotated as pleckstrin homology domain containing, family A (phosphoinositide binding specific) member 3. The transcript has 8 exons. Lineage: Eukaryota; Metazoa; Chordata; Chondrichthyes; Rajiformes; Rajidae. The record is from RefSeq and is a predicted model, not a curated record. The coding region runs from base 250 to 1074 and encodes 274 amino acids. Gene Ontology annotation, cellular component: trans-Golgi network; recycling endosome; early endosome. Gene Ontology annotation, biological process: retrograde transport, endosome to Golgi; receptor recycling; endosome organization.